AUGUCUGAGGUACACGCAGAAGUCGAAAAACUUGACAGCAGCAAGGUACCUGUACAUCCGCACACUGAGCUUUUUAACCGUCCGACAGGAUGGAGGAGGUACUACUACCACCCCAUCACCCAAGUGUCGAUGUUGGGAUUUGUGUGUUUCUUGGGCCCCGGCAUCUUCAUUGCACUGACUGGUCUCGGUGGUGGAGGCCAAGUCAACAGUAAAGUCCAGGCUAACGCCAGCGCGAUUUUGUAUGCGACUUUUGCUUUUUUUGGAUUAUUCUCCGGUUCCAUUAACAAUGUCCUCGGUCCUCGAUGGACUCUGAUACUUGGAACGUUGGGCUACUCGUUGUAUAUCGCUUCGUUCCUUGUUAUCAACAUCCAUCCUGACGCGAGUGCUUUCGUUAUCGCGGCCGGUGCCAUCCUUGGUAUCUGUGCAGCUUUGCUUUGGACCGCGCAGGGUUCUUUGAUGAUGUCAUACCCCACAGAGGCUCAGAAGGGCACGUUCAUCUCUAUCUUUUGGACAAUCUUCAAUCUUGGAGGGGUCAUGGGUUCUGCUGUAGCAUUUGGAACCAGUUUCAAUCGUACCGUGAGUGAUAUAUAUGUUACGUUUGUUGGCUUCCUGAUUUUGACCCUCGUCGGCGUAUUCCUCCCACUAUUGAUGGCAAACCCAAACAAGGUGAUUCGUACGGACGGGACUCACGUGAAUCAGGUCAGCUACCCAUCGUGGAAGACGGAGGUGUCCCGCUUGUACGUGGCGCUUAAGACCGACCCUUGGAUUAUCUUCCUCUUCCCGAUGUUCUUUGCCAGUAACUACUGCUUUACCUGGGAAUACAAUAAUUACAACGGCGCGAUAUUUACUAUCCGUGCUCGGGCCCUGAAUAGCUUGAUGUCCUAUACGUCGCAGGUCUUUGGAUCUAUCUUCCUCGGUUACUUUAUCCUUGACCGAAAAAGGGUCCGGCGUAGAGUCCGCGCCUUCUACGGCUGGAGCCUCGUAUUCUUUGUGGCUUUCGCUUCCCACGUCUGGGCGUAUUUCUACCAGAAGACAUAUACCCGCGCUGAAGCCAUGAAGGAUGCUUACAAGAUCGAUAUCAUAGAAGAAACCUAUGUUGCACAUGUCUGGGUCAUGAUAGUCCAUGGCUUGCUGGAUUCAAUGUUGCAGACAUAUGCAUACUGGCUAAUAGGCGCCAUGUCGAACGACCCCGCCAAGUUGGCCGUGUUUACUGGCUUCUGCGCUUCAAUACUGAUCAAACACCAUACAGAUAAGUCCCUGCAAUCAGCGGGUGCGGCAGGCGCAUGGAGUACUGAUGCUGCUGGAAUCCCAUAUAUGAACAUCUUCCUAUCGACUUGGUGCCUAAUGGUCGGCAGCAUGAUCUUUGCCGCACCAAUGGUAUACCUUCGCGUUACCGAUCAUACGGACGUAGAGGAUGAGACUCUGUGA
This is a messenger RNA of Suillus plorans, 1428 nucleotides long. Its product is annotated as MFS general substrate transporter. The coding region runs from base 1 to 1428 and encodes 475 amino acids. The transcript has 8 exons. Lineage: Eukaryota; Fungi; Basidiomycota; Agaricomycetes; Boletales; Suillaceae. The record is from RefSeq and is a predicted model, not a curated record.